Messenger RNA from Belonocnema kinseyi, 1087 nucleotides. RefSeq lists its product as uncharacterized. The transcript is spliced from 2 exons. Lineage: Eukaryota; Metazoa; Arthropoda; Insecta; Hymenoptera; Cynipidae. Gene Ontology annotation, molecular function: zinc ion binding. The record is from RefSeq and is a predicted model, not a curated record. Bases 69 to 653 code for a protein of 194 amino acids.
CGGUGCUAUGUGUUUAUACGGGAGUUUGUUGAAUUUUUAGUAAUAACUAAUUAUCAAGCAUUAAAAAUAUGUUGCUGUUGCAACUAUAUGCUAUUGAAAAAUUUGCGAAUGCUAAGACGUCGUCACGGAAUAUGGUCGAGGGUCAGAAAAUUGUGAAUUCUGGUUUAAUUUUUAUGUGCGGUGCAAGCUCUCGUUCGUCUACAAAGAUUGAGCUGUAUGCUCUGUGUCUAAAGACAAGUGCAUUAUCGUCGCCUGAGCCUCACGUUCUAACGAGGACUUUAUCAAUACAUCAUGAGGAUACAAUGCUUCCAGAUGAAUUAGAUCAGUUCGAUGAGCAUCAUGUUGAUCCUAUUUAUGUAAGAGUAAAAAGUAUGAACUGCUCAUGCAAAGCUGGUACUAGUCACUCGUGUAAACACAUAGUAGGAGUUUUAUUAUAUUGCAAUAGAAAAGACUUGAAUAGUUUACCAAUGCUCUCUUCAACUGACAUGCAAUGCUUGUGGAACAAACAAAAAAGGCCUUUUUUGGAACAAUUUGAAGCUCAGAAUAGCAUUUUUUUCAACACUCUACGUCCUGUAAUAACAUCUGCAAAUAUAACAUUGUUAUUUUUGUAUACAACAAUUCAAUUCCAUUCAUCACAUUUAUUUAUUUCAUAGAAAAUAACCUGCAAAAAAAUAAUCUGUCGAAUUAAAAUGUUUGCAACAAACUAACAAAUCACUGGCGUGAUCCUUUAUUCCCAAAUUUUUUAACCACAAGUUUCGUUUAUCCACAGUCUCUCUUUUGCCAAAUAAAUUUAUGCGUUCAAUUUUCACUCCGCGUUGUGGAACGGCAUGGAAACUCAAAUUUGUGUUUUUAUUUGUCGUGGAAGUACAACCUUAAGCACAACACUUGUUUCUGCGUUUUCCCUUACGAUAAUCAGGGAAAAAAUCCAUCUUGAUAUUAUAUUAAUAAUUGACUAGACCAUGUAUUUGUUAGAUCAUGGUUGGUACGGCACUCAGGGGUGGGAUUCCGAUGCCCUCUAACCUAGUUGUAGUCCGGACAUACCCAUUUCCGUCGGAUUCGCUUUUUGAUAUGCAAUUUUGUUAAUAAU